AUGGCGGGCGGCGAGUACUCGCCUAUUCUACGCCCAAGCCUCCAGCUCGGCAACCGCCUGGAGGCGUUCACUGUCGGCGGUAAGCUCGCUCAGAGGAGGAAUGCGGCAGACUCGGGAGUGCCGGGAUACACAGUCAAUAACAAUAGUGGGACAAAACGUUGUAAGACGUUUACCAAAACUCAUUAUAUGCUGCGUUAUAAGAGUGAAUCCAGUAUUCUGCUCUUUGGCUUAGAGAGUGGAAAGCGUCUUCCCAUCAAGAUGGAGUCUUUCCUCUUGGAUGACAUUGGCUCCAUGAUACAGAACAAGGCCAUUGAGAGAAUCAUCUCACCAAUGACUGUUCAGCUUUGCCAUCUGAUCAUCUCAAUGGAGAGGAAAGACAUGGACAAUGAAGUAUUUGCCUCUUUGGAGAAGAUGGCAGAGGAAUUGGCUCAAGCUAGUGAAGAGUUUGUGCAAAUUGCCCAAAGGUUGGCGGGAGACUCUGAGGAAGUGUGGCUCCAGGAGGAAAUGGGGGUUGCCGCGGAGUCUCUGAUCCUGUCUUCAAGGAAUAUCACGCUGGUAGCUCAGAAGCUCCAUCUUCAGCCGGAAUGUCAGAGCCACCAGGAGGAGCUAGUGACCACGGCUCAGCACAUCCUGGUAGACACCACGAAGGUCCUGCUGCUGGAAGACGCGGCGACGGCGAGGAAGAUGGUGCGAGCGGCGGGCUGGUGCCUGACUUGCCUGGACGCGCUGGAAGCGGCGGGCGACGCGGCCUCGCUGCGCGGCCCCUUCGCCGACCUGGCGGUGGCGCUGCAGAGCCUGGGCGGCCUGACCGCGCGCGGGUCCGAGGAGCGCCUGGGCCGCGCCAGCCGCCUGCUGCGGGGCUGCGUCCCCGCGCUGCUUGUGGCCGCCCGCGGGCACCUCCGGCGUCCCCGCGACCCGCGGCUGGCCGCCUCCCGGCGCCACGUCUUCGCUCUGGCCAGGAAGACCCUGGGCGAGCUCCUAGGGCGCCUGGAGCCCGGCGCCGCCCCAGCGGCCCGCGCCGCGCACGGCGCGCUCCCUCGGAGCCUGCGGCAGCUGCGGGAGCUGCUGGCGGCGCCCGGACCCAAGCGGCUGCGCGGCGAGCUGGACGCGCCGCUGGCGGCCGUGGUCUGGCACUGCAUGCGCCUGGCCGCCUGCUCUCCGCCGCCCGAGCGCCUGCGCCUAGUGGCCCGUUGCCGCCGGCUGCUGGAGCUGCGGAGCGCCGGCGUCCGGCGCCUGGACCCGAUUGACGGGCCUCCGGGGACGGGCGGGAACAGCCAGGAGCCGGGGGAGGAGUGCGCAGCGCUGUGGGCCGCGACUGAGGACCUCUCCCAGGGGGUCCGCACCGGGCUGCUGCGCCAGAUCCUGGACACGUUCACCGACACGCAAAGCCCUCUUCAAAGACUGGUCCGGGCCGCCUUGGCUACUCCCUCAGUCUCCUCCCGGUGCGAUGGCGAGGCCUUGCCUGAGAGCCUCCAGCUUCUCCUCGCUGCUUUCCAUGACCAGGCCAACCGGAUGUUCAGAGUGGCUCACUUGGUCUUGGUUUGCUGCCCACGACAGCAAACUGGCAAAGACAUGGAGGCCACCAUGGCAGGCCUUUGGGGGCUUGUGGUCAGAGUGCAACAGCUUUUUGCACAAAGCCCCCAAGGGUCUGGUCUGGACUGGAGCCCUGCUGCCCUGCAGGCUUUGCUUCAGGAGUGGGCCAGGGCAUCUGAAGGCUUAUUAGCAUGUUUUGAUGAUGUUCUCGAUAUUCCUGAGUUCCUGAGUGUGUCCAUUCAGGAAAUGACCAAGCACUUGGACUUUUUUACAUGGGCUUUGAGGAGUGGAGAUUCCAGAGAGUUUUCUCCACUUGUGGCAUAUUUACAGGGUCGAGGGACACACAUAGUGCAGGUGAUGAGCAGGUAUGUGGACCAAGAUCGAGAUCCUAUUUUCCGGAAUGGCCUGAGAGUCUUGAUCCAGCAGCUGGAGCAAUCCUCCCGGGUCCUGGGUGCAACUGGGGAUCACUGUUCAGGUGGGCACGGCUCUCAGGACACAGAUGCACUAUUAACCUUGGCGAAACAUGUGAUCUCUUCAGCUCAGAGCAUCCAAGAGGGGCUGGAUGGAACUAACCACCCAGAUAUCCUCAGUCCCCUUCGGGACCAAGUCCAGAGGUUUGACAUGGCUGAGAGACGCUCUUAUUUCAUUCUCUCCAGCCUCCAGAAUUGCACAGCUCCUGCACUGAAACACCAAAGGGAACCUGGGUUGGGGAAAAGCGACCAAGGCACCUCCUAUCCACCUAGGGAUCAUCUUUUUUGCCCCUUGAUUCUUGACACCGGUCUACAGAAGGUGGGCUCUCCACUCCCUGCCAUCGGCAAACCCAUGCUUGCUGUAGACAGCCUGAGCCACCAGGGAGUGACCUCAGCUCACACCAUCCUGCAGGACCAGGAUGCAGCUGUAGAGGCAGCUCAGGAGGCCCUGGCUGGAGAGGGACCACUGGGGUCAGAGAGGAUGACUGGACUCCAAGAAAUCCCAUCACUGGCACCUUCUAUUAUUGACCUAGCCAGGGAGAUAGAACAUUGCACAACUGCUAGAACUGAUAGGCUUCUGGAAGUGGCUCUCCAACUGUCUGGGAAGACCAGGAAAACCAGGCAAAGUUUGGUAGCCAUAGCUGGUGACUGGUAUUCUCUGUGUCAACAGCUGUUUUGCAACAACCCAGCAGCUGAUCUUCAAGAGAACAUGACAGUGUUCAUGGAGCUUCAGCAGAACUUAGCCUCAAUGGUUCAACUAGCAGUCAAAAGUGGACCCAUGGAUUCGGGUAAGAAGGAUUCUGACUCAGCUGGGCAUCCAGAAGCACAUUUACAAGUGCAAGGCAGAUUGGAGGAGGUGGAGACCCAUGCCAAACAGCUUUUGGACAAAGUUCUGGCCUCUGAUGGUUUCCAAGCCCCCAGGUCGUGGGAGGAGAGCAUUGAGGAUGGGUGCCUUCUAUGGUCAGUGGCUGUGCAAGACCUGCUCCAGUGCCUGGAGAGGCUCAGCGGGAGACAAGGCCUGUUCCUACUGCCACUACGACAGGCUGUGAAGGACCAGCAGGGGCUGCAGGAAGGGUUGGCUCAGGCAGCAGAUGUUUCUCAAAGGCUCCAAGAAGCUGCUAGGCUGUCUUGUCUUCUGUGUGGGGAUGAGCAGGUAAAGGCUGAGAUCUCCUUUCUGUGCAGGGAGGUUCACGUGCUCACAGAUGCUCUGCUGGAUGUGGCACAGAUCCUGGCCUCCUUCCCCAAACCAUCUCCCAGCCUGUCCACCCGCUUUGAACUUCUCUGCUUGGAGCUCACCCUUCAAGCCAAGGCCCUGACUGGCCACCUCAGCAGCAUCAAUGCAGACUAUGAACAUGUCCUCCAAGGUGCCUUCGGCCCAAGGCUCUCUGUCUGCAAAGACCCCCAGACCCGGCCAGAAGGCUCUCUGGAAAGAAUGGUGUCUGGUAUCCAAGCUGUGCAGGGAAUUGUGGCUGGAGGUCAGGAGUCUGGGCCCUGCCAGGAAGACCUUCUCAUGGCUCUGGAGAGCAUUCUCGUCCUCACGAAGGAGGUAGCCCAGCGGGUCCCUGUGCUCCGAGAAUGCCCAGAGGACUGGCUUCAGCAGGAGUGGGCAGCCAAGGCCCACCAUGCUGUGGCCCAGCUCCAGACCUGGAAAGGUGGUCACACCAAGGCUUGGAGACUCCUGGCCCAGUGCUUGAAGCCCAGUGAUGAAGAGGACCCCACCCAGCCCCAGCUCCACCGUGGGGAGGGUGCAUCAGGAGCCGCUGAAGCCAGCAGUGUAGACUCUCAGGGUGCUGCUCCAAGAGACACCGCAGGGAGCUCAGUGGGGACCUGCACUGCUGAUCCAGGCAUCACCGGGAUCGUCGCAGACCUGGGCACGCACCAGCAUAGUGGCACCCCUAGCAGCUCCCCCGGCUGUCCAGCCUGGCCGCACACUGAGGUGGAUCUGCCCCUCCCAGAGGAUGGCAGCGUGAACAGAAUCACCCAGGUUAUCCAGGAGAUGGCCAAGGAGGUGUUCCUGAUGGCUCAGAGUCUGAGGAGGAGAGGAUGCAUCUUGACCAAAGAACAGCUCAUUACCUCUGCCAGGAAAAUUGCGACUUCCGGACAAAACUUCGCCAGACUUAUCCGCAUCAUUGCUAAGAACUGUGUAGACCAAAGAUGUUCCCAGGAGCUUCUGUAUAUGGUAGAGCAGAUUCAGACAAUGAGCAGCCAGCUCCGCAUCAUCUCCAGAGUAAAGGCCUCCUUGGCAAGAAGCAAGUCCUCUGAAGAGCUCCUGGUGGAAAAUGCACAGCAGCUCCUCCGUACUGCCUCUAAGACUGUGAGGGCUGCAGAAGCUGCCAGUCUCCGGAAGGCUGAGAGAAAAGCUCAGGACCGGCCCUAUGGAUCAGUGAGCAUCCCUCCCACCAGCACGCCGGUGUGGCCACAGCUACAGCCUCCCACAGAUCCUGCAGCACCACCCAGGGCAGGGCCAGUCUCCAUGUCCCAGUGCCCAGGCCAUGGUUUGAGACAGCCUUCCCCAGAUCCGGAGGAACUGGAAGUUGCUGCCUUCUGCAUGCAGUGGAGAAGAAAAUUGCGAAGGCACAGACUUCAAGAAACCUCAGACCUGGACUGUGAUGAGCUGGGCCUGCGAAAAACAAGCACUAAAGGGUCCCCGACACUCGUGGCCCUGGUUCAAGAAGCAUUAUAA
Molecule: messenger RNA, 4686 nt
Organism: Mesoplodon densirostris (Blainville's beaked whale)
Lineage: Eukaryota; Metazoa; Chordata; Mammalia; Artiodactyla; Ziphiidae
Exons: 12
Coding region: 1-4686 (1561 amino acids)
Biological process (GO): cell-cell adhesion; cell migration
Cellular component (GO): catenin complex; adherens junction
Molecular function (GO): actin filament binding; beta-catenin binding
Source: RefSeq, a predicted model, not a curated record